Messenger RNA from Misgurnus anguillicaudatus (oriental weatherfish), 3993 nucleotides. RefSeq names its product TBC1 domain family, member 24 (gene tbc1d24). The record is from RefSeq and is a predicted model, not a curated record. NCBI's taxonomy places the organism in Eukaryota, Metazoa, Chordata, Actinopteri, Cypriniformes, Cobitidae.
AUUGUUAAGAGGGCUAUUUUUAAAAGAAGAAAAGCACAAAAGCUACAAGAGACUACAAACAUUUAGGCAAAAACUGUCUGUGUGCAGUACUGCGGCCUUGAUUGAGUUACCACUUAUCUUAACCACUGUCAUGAGUCUGUGCACAAGGUUGGGCGUUGUCUCAGAGUAGCCUGACCCUCUGCAGAUAGCCAUAUAACUGUAAACAGGUCAGGUGAUACAGGACAGCCUCGCCUUUCAUUUCUUUCCUCUGAUAAUUCAAAUUAAGAAAGCAAGAGAUUGUUGAUAUGCAAACAUUGAGAAACACUACUAAAAUAUAUUUAUAAACAAAGUUUGGCAAUUGCCUAUUUACAAAGAAAUGAGCUAACGUCAUAAUAUAAUAAAACUGAUUCAUAAAAUUGUUUAUCAUCCUGUUUCGAUAUGUCAGAGAUGAGUGGGUGCGCCGUGACGGCAGAGCUAACCGCGCAUGCGCGCACAAUCACAAAUAUGCCCGCUGCCUGACAAGCGCAAACGAAUCAGUUGGAGCAGUAUGGGCAGAUAGUUUCAUUCUAUCUUUACAUCUGCCUUUGUGAUUGGCCAGUGCACGUGAGGUCAGAGGUCAUGGCUGCGGACUGCGGCGUGUUCGUGGACUGGUCUCAGUUGGGUGACGGGUCUCGUGAUGCAACUCCCGGUAAGACCGAUUAUAAGGACUUGAAAGAGCUUAAACAGCACGCCCGCUCGGGGUACUGGGCAAAGAGUCACGCCCAGCGUGCUGCUAUGUACCAACAGCUCCUCAAAGCCCUCCCGUGCCGUACCGUCACCCCGGACGCUGCGGUCUACCGGGACAUCGUGGGGAAUUCCAACAGCAAGAGGAAUCCGUCCGCUUACCUUUUGCCGGAGUUUGUGGAUGGGACAGCCGUGCCGCGUUACUGUCUAAAAGAUGAAUCUAUUGGCUCGGCGCACGCCGUCAUUUCCUGCGUAGCAGGGCAGUUCCCGGAUAUCUCGUACUGCCCGUCGUUGCCGGUGAUGACUGCAUUGCUGCUGCAUUGGUGCGCAGACGAAGCACAGUGCUUUGAGAGCAUCAGUCGCAUGCUGGCCUGCAACGAGCCGGGGCGGCGUUUGCUGGAUCAGACUUUCCUUGCAUAUCAGUCGGCUUGCAUGACCUUUGGCGACCUUAUGCAUAAGUACUGCCCUACUGCGCACAAGCUGAUUGUCGCCACGGCGACCGACGUGAUGGAGGUGUACUCCGAUUGGCAGCGAUGGGUUCUGGGCGACCUUCCCUUUAACUAUGCUGCACGAGUGCUAGAUGUCUUUUUGGUGGAGGGGUACAAAGUUCUUUACCGGGUCGCGCUCGCGAUACUGAAGUUCUACCGCAAACAAUGUGUGGCCUCUGGCUCGGCGUUAACCAAGCAGGACUCUGCAGGGGUCAGAGGUGAUAUCCAGGUGUUUGUGCAGAACAUCAGCAAAUACGUGACCCCAGACAAACUAAUGGACAAAGCUUUUUCCAUCCGCCUGUUCAGCCGAAAAGAAAUCACACUGUUACAGCUGGCCAAUGAGAAAUCACUGCAGCAGAAGGGGAUCACUGUUAAACAGAAGAGGCAAAACGUGCAUUUAGCCGUGAAUGCAGAUAAUUUCAGCUCGGAGAUCGUCAGUGCUAAAGAUAUCAGAGAUAUUUGGUCAUGGAUUCCUGAGCGUUUUGCGUUGUGUCAACCGCAGCUGCUUUUCACAACCUCAACACACGGCUGCAGUCUAAACAGGUUUUAUUCACAUUGUGAGGGGUACGAGCCAACAUUAAUGCUCAUUAAAACCACAGACAGAGAGGUGUGUGGCGCUUUCCUUUCCACUGAUUGGGAGGAGCGGAAGAGGGGCGGGAACAAACUCAGUUUCUUUGGCACUGGAGAGUGUUUUGUUUUCAAAAUGAAGCCAGAAAUGGAGCGUUACGAGUGGGUCAUUAUCAAACACCCGGAGCUGGCAAACGCAACUCAGCCCGUGACUGAGGAUCAGGCUGGCAACAGUUCACCACUGUCCCUAGAGAAACCAGCGACAGACCCGUCUCAUCUCUCUCCAUUCCUGUCUGCACGUCACUUCAACCUGAACUCACGAAACACCUCCAUGUUUAUGGCUGGAAAUAUUGACUCCAUUAUUAUUGGUGGUGGGGACGGUAACGCUCUCUACAUCGAUUCUGAGCUGAACCACGGCCGAACCGAACGUUGCCUGACGUUUGACAACCCUCCUCUGUGCGCUGAGAGUUUCCAGAUUGCUCUGCUGGAGGUGUGGGGCUUCAAAGACACCAUGUCAACGUAAAAGCGGCUCAACACAUCUGCACAUCGAGAAAACGCUGAUGCGGUCGCUGUAAGAUGUUAUGUUAGACGUCCCUUUAUGUAGGUGGUUAAAGUUUCAAUGCUUCUCAGUGCACUAAAAUAUACCUGUUUAUGUGUAUAUUUAUAAAUACAAAACAAAAUGCGUAUCAUUUAUCAUUUUGUUGUUUUGCAUAUCAGCUUUUGUUAAUUUAACCCAUUGAAGAAUUGAGAUGCUCUGAUGAAGUUUACAGUAGUAUGAUAUCCAACAAUACUAUAUCUAUGUGAAUCAUAAAAUGGCUGUGAAUAAUAAUAUCUGUGUUAAUACAGUGAAGUAGAGCUGAAAGACUUUAAUGUUUAACCAUAACAGAGGAGAAAGACGAGGUGUCCUUAGGGUCCUUUACAAAGGCCUCUUCAUCGAUGUGAAUCCAGGUGUCUUUUUGAAGGUAUUAUAUUCUGUAUUGCUAUCUAGGACAUUACAGUCGGUCAUCGGCGAAUAGCACAGUAAACACAAUAUCACACUACUCUGCCAUCUCUGUCCUCUAGCGAUUAUUUAACAUGUGUCUGUGUACUUGGAUGAAUUUUAUGAAGAAAUGUCCAGGUUGUGUAUUUCUGUCCAUCUUUUUCCUGCACUAUUUAGGUGACAAAAUUGUUUCAUUAGAUGGUAGGUAAAGACACAAAAGUAAUCCGCAGUGUUCUGGUAUACAUCUGUGUGCCAACUUGUAAAAACGUGUCAGCACCGAGAGGACUGAAAACAUGCAGGUCUUCAUAGACCUUCAGUCAUUUCUGGGUUAUUGAUUGUAAAAUUAUAGCACACAGGGCGUUUUAAAUGUUCAUAUAGCAUUUGUUUACCGAAAAAUUAAAAUUUGAUCAUUUUUUAACUUGUAGGCCUGUAUCAUUCCAAACCUUUCAAACAUCGUUUCAUAUGAACCACCUUUCUAUGUAAAAGCACAAAACCACUAUACAGUGAAAAAUAAAAGGGGAUGAGGCUCUUAAAAGCCACAAAUAAACAAACAAUGCAUAAUGAAAGUGGACGAUAUGACCAGCCUUCUGCUGUCUGAUGGGGCUUUAAGGGUGAAAAAAGCAGCUUGGAUGCAGAAGAAAGACCUUUGAUGGUGAAUAAAUGAUGAUGGGGUUUUCAUUUUUUUGGUGAACUACCAAGAAAUGUGUUCAUGCUAUUUACAGCUAAAUGUUAGUGUUUAAUCAUUAUGUGAAGUAUAUUUUGUUAAUCAUUUGUCUUCCUGAGUUAUACUGAGAAGUAUUACAUUUAAAAACAAAUCUUUCUCUUUUGCACUUUUAGGUUGUUAAUACAUCUGUAAAUGUUUCAAUAAUAAUAUUUUGUUUGAUAUCGGUAGGGAUAUUGUAAUCUAAUCUCUGGUUCUAUAGCACACUUAAAUUAAUGUAUGAAGUAUAUCAAACCUAAUCAUUGAUGAGUGUUUUAUGUGUACGCGUCUUGUGAUUUGUUGUCAUAUCAAACAUGUGUGUUUGUGUUUCGUUCAGAAGCAGCGAGAUGUUUGCAUAUCAGUGAUGUAAGGUUUCAAAAAUGAAGUUAAUGUGAGUAAUAAUCCCUAAAAUAUAGUGUCAAAAUGCAGUUAUAGAUGUUUUGUUAUAUCGAGUAUUUGAUCAUGUAUAGCACAUUGCUCAUUGGCUCUAAACUAGAGAGUCCAGUAAGUCUAGAUGUAUAAAACAAUACUGUCAUUAAAAAGAUUUCUCAUUACAA